GACGUCACACAUGUGGUAGCUAGACCAUAGUCUGAGUAUCGGGUGCCAUGGAACCCUGACCGCCUGUGUUCCACCCCAAGACCAUCUUCCUUUCUCCAGCCUACAGUUUCAACAGCUAACACCUGCUAAAGGAUGUCAGCUGAGCCGGUAAGCCCCUCGCUCAAAGACAUGCCGAAGGUCGCCGUCGAUCUGAAGACUCAGCUCGAAGGGUUCAACACCGAACGUAUGAAGCACACGGACACGGAGGAGAAGAACCCGCUUCCCACUGCCGAAGAUGUCGCUAUCGAAAAGACCCAGAGGGACCUUUUGCUCGGAGUACAGUCUUUUGAGACCUGCAAGCUCAAGCACACCGAAACCCAGGAGAAGAACCCGCUCCCGGAUAAAGAUGCUGUUAUGCAGGAGAAGGUUCAUCAAAACUUAAUCUCCGGUGUAGAAGGCUUUGACAAAAGGACAAUGAAACAUACCGAAACAAAGGAAAUGAACACCCUAGCAGAUCCUGAAGUGAUCGAGGCUGAAAAGGGUCAGCUGAAUCUCUUCAAUGGCAUCGAGAACUUCGACCUUCCCCCACUCAGCAUUCUAAUGUGCCCCAUUCACUUUCCAAAAGUGACUGAAAGUGUCAUCCUCAAAAUGUGA
Cimex lectularius (bed bug) is the source of this 633-nucleotide messenger RNA. RefSeq names its product thymosin beta-like. Lineage: Eukaryota; Metazoa; Arthropoda; Insecta; Hemiptera; Cimicidae. Gene Ontology annotation, molecular function: actin monomer binding. The transcript has a single exon. Gene Ontology annotation, cellular component: cytosol. Bases 133 to 633 code for a protein of 166 amino acids. The record is from RefSeq and is a predicted model, not a curated record. Gene Ontology annotation, biological process: actin filament organization.